AGUAGCAUGUUUCCCUAGUAUAACACACACAGUAAAACACACACAGCACACACAGUGAUUGCCCACAGAUGUCCCCUUCCUGCCCAGUUCAUUAAUACAGUCCAGGGGCGGACUGACAACUCAUGGGGCCCCCGGGCAAUAGGGGAUCAUGGGGCCCCUGUGUCAUUGCCCACCCCCAAAAAAGCCUAUGAAAAAGCCAAUGAAAGGUACCAGGGGCAUCUCAUGGGGCCCCCUACUGACCCCGGGCCCUCGAGCAGUGCCCGAGUGCUCGAAUUGUCAGUCCGCCCCUGGUUGGGUC
This is a messenger RNA of Staurois parvus, 298 nucleotides long. The record is from the annotation of a GenBank genome assembly. NCBI's taxonomy places the organism in Eukaryota, Metazoa, Chordata, Amphibia, Anura, Ranidae.